CGGAGCUUGCCUUGUUGUCAUGUGAUGUAGCCAAAAUGGCGGACGUAAACGGUGAACAAGUGCCCACAGAAAACAAUGAAGAUGUUGUGGAGCCAGAGAUAAAGGAAUCGACGCACUAUAUGUUUGAAGAUGGACAGUUAUCCUGUCUUGGCCAAGAUGUUGAAGAAAUUCCACAAGCUGCUAUAGAUGAUUAUGCCAAAGUGACAAGGAGAUUAGAUCUCAGUUUUAACAGAUUACAGAGACUAGAUGGACUGGAACAUUUUUCAGGUCUUGAAGAACUGGUGCUUGACAACAAUGAACUCAAUGAUAAUAUGAAGUUUCCCAAGCUGUCAUCACUGCACACACUAACAGUAAACAAGAAUAAGAUUACCAACCUAGAUGGGCUUCUAGAUAACUUAAAAUCUCAGCUUCCACAACUGACCUACCUGAGUCUCCUUGGUAACACAGCUUGUCCAAACCAGCUCUCCUGCUCCGAUAAGGAUGAAGAGGACUAUCAGAGAUACAGGUUCUUUGUGCUGUAUCAGCUUCCCGGACUCAAGUUCCUGGACUCCACAGCUGUCAAAUCAAGUGAAAUAACAGAAGCAGAGAGAGUGGGGCCUUUCAUGAGGGUUGUCAGGCUGCAGAACUCACAGGAGGUCCGUACAAUACUGUUGAAGUUGGUAGUGGGGAAAGCCCUGGGCUCCUCCUCGCCUGAUGAUGAUCAGUCUGGCUACACUCCUCUACCACAGAAGGCCCGGGACCCAGACCAACAUGCAGGAACCUUUGGAAAGAGCAAGUAUAUAUAUUAUGGUCGCCACUCGGAAGGAAACAGGUUCAUAAGGAAUAAUGACCUCUGACCUUCCACCUGGACAUGUUGGGACCAUACCGACAGUGAAUCAGUGGCUCAAGUAUUGAUUACAGCGUUGUAAUCAGGAGUGACAUGAACAUUCUAUUGAUCAGAGACAGCAUGUCAGUAUAUGGUCUUCAGACUGAUUGACAUGUCAAAUUUCUGCAGAUGCUGUAAUGAGUCUGUGACCAAUGUAUGCAGGUGUGCACAGGUUUUAAUAAGUUACAGUUACAGUUUGUUUUAUUGUUUGUCCGGGGUGUCAGUGUUCUGUGAUGUAGCACUACUCUGCAGUGUACACACAACAAUAGCACCCUUGAUAAUACUCAUAUUUAUGU
Haliotis rubra (blacklip abalone) is the source of this 1161-nucleotide messenger RNA. RefSeq names its product leucine-rich melanocyte differentiation-associated protein-like. Bases 36 to 836 code for a protein of 266 amino acids. Gene Ontology annotation, biological process: melanocyte differentiation. The record is from RefSeq and is a predicted model, not a curated record. The transcript is spliced from 7 exons. Lineage: Eukaryota; Metazoa; Mollusca; Gastropoda; Lepetellida; Haliotidae.